UAAACAUUCAAACUUUGAAGCUCUAGAGUUCCGGUGGGGCAAGCGACUGCAAAAUCAAAAAUGGAGAAGCGGAUGGCUGCUGCUACUGCUUCUGCUUCUUAUCGUCUACUCAACCAAAAGAAGCACACCUCUAAAAGAUUUCUGGAUAAUCGCCGAUUGGUCUCUAAUUUCGGUGAACUUCACCGAUCGUCUUCAAGUUCACGAGGUUUUAUGCAUCAUUGUGGCACUGCGCCUCUCAAGAAUUUUCUUGCACGUUUUCCAUGGGAUCUUCAGAAAUCCUCCCUAAUUCACAUACAGAAUAUGUCUGGAAUCCAGCACAGAACUUUUGGUUCAGCAACGUCCACCAUAAUUCAACGAAACCCCUUGUUUUCAACCAUAAAUCAUGAUGAUAUCAUCUAUUUUGAAAACAAAUUAGGGGUGAAAAACGUAAUUCAGGACGAAGAAGAACUACAAACAGCAAACACAGAUUGGAUGCAUAAAUACAAAGGCUCAAGUAAGCUUAUGCUCCUACCUGAGAACACUGAUCAGUUAUCUCAAAUUCUUAAGUAUUGCAAUUCCAGAUGUUUGGCAGUUGUUCCUCAAGGUGGAAACACAGGUCUUGUUGGAGGAAGUGUUCCUGUAUUUGAUGAGGUCAUUAUAAAUACUCGGCGCAUGAAUAAUAUCAUUUCCUUUGACGAGGUGAGUGGUGUACUGGUAUGUGAAGCAGGAUGCAUACUGGAAAAUCUAAUGUCUUUCCUAGACAAACAAGGAUUUAUUAUGCCAUUAGAUUUAGGUGCAAAAGGAAGCUGCCAGAUUGGUGGAAAUGUUUCAACUAAUGCUGGUGGCUUACGCCUUGUACGUUAUGGAUCUCUUCAUGGAACUGUUCUUGGUCUUGAAGUUGUUUUGGCGAAUGGUAAUGUGAUUGAUAUGCUUGGGACUUUGCGAAAAGACAACACUGGCUAUGACCUAAAGCAUUUAUUUAUCGGAAGUGAAGGGUCUUUGGGUAUUAUAACAAAAGUUUCCAUAUUAACACCUCCAAAGCUGUCUUCUGUAAACAUUGCUUUCCUUGCUUGUCAAGAUUAUAUCAGUUGCCAGAAACUUCUAUUCCAAGCUAAAAGACGACUUGGUGAAAUAUUAUCUGCAUUUGAGUUUCUUGAUGCACAAGCAAUGAAUCUUGUUCUUGAUCAUUUAGACAGUGUCCGAAAUCCAUUACCAUCUUCAAUUUACAACUUCUAUGUUCUUAUCGAGACAACUGGCAGCAAUGAAUCUAAUGACAAAGAGAAGGUUGAGGGUUUUCUUGUGGAUGCAAUGGAAAGUGGUUUAGUAAGUGAUGGAGCCAUAGCACAGGAUUUGAAUCAGGCAUCAUCCUUUUGGCAAAUUCGUGAGGGAAUUCCAGAAGCAUUGCAGAAAGCUGGAGCUGUAUAUAAAUAUGAUUUAUCAAUUCCUGUUGAGAAAAUGUAUGAUCUUGUUGAAGAAAUGAGGAUACGUUUAGGUGGUAAAGCAAAUGUAGUGGGAUAUGGUCACCUUGGAGAUGGAAACCUUCAUUUGAAUGUCUCGGCUCCACAGUAUGAUGAUGCUAUUUUGGGAGAAAUUGAACCAUUUGUGUAUGAAUGGACAUCAAAGCAACGUGGGAGUAUAAGUGCUGAACAUGGAUUAGGUCUUAUGAAAGCUGAAAAGAUUUACUAUAGCAAGUCAACUGCAACUGUAGAGCUGAUGGCUUCUAUGAAGAAGAUGUUGGAUCCUAAUGGGAUACUGAAUCCUUACAAAGUUAUCCCACAAUCACUCCUAUCCUGAAUUCAUCCUCCUAAUAUCAAUCUUGUUAAUUGUGGUCCAAGUCCACCAACAGGUAUCACAUCAAGCCAUCAAGGAUGAGGG
Lactuca virosa is the source of this 1854-nucleotide messenger RNA. Lineage: Eukaryota; Viridiplantae; Streptophyta; Magnoliopsida; Asterales; Asteraceae. The record is from the annotation of a GenBank genome assembly.